Molecule: messenger RNA, 1127 nt
Organism: Galeopterus variegatus (Sunda flying lemur)
Lineage: Eukaryota; Metazoa; Chordata; Mammalia; Dermoptera; Cynocephalidae
Gene: SHLD1
Product: chromosome unknown open reading frame, human C20orf196
Exons: 3
Coding region: 4-678 (224 amino acids)
Biological process (GO): positive regulation of isotype switching; negative regulation of double-strand break repair via homologous recombination; positive regulation of double-strand break repair via nonhomologous end joining
Cellular component (GO): site of double-strand break
Source: RefSeq, a predicted model, not a curated record
AAGAUGGCGCCUCCGCUUCCGGGUUUUGGGCUCUUGCUGUCGCUGGGCGGGCGGUCUAUGGCAGCCGAGGAAGCCACUCCAGGCAGCCAGGAAGAAGAGGACAGCGCUUUGGACCUGCCAUCCAUGUGUGAUAUAAGAGAUUAUGUGCUGCAGAGACCCAGCCCAGAGGCCAACAGCGAGGCUCUCAGUUCUGGAGAAUUCCAUUCUUUUCCUUGCUCUUCUGAUGUGGAUCCAGAGACCAGUAACAUAAAUACUGAACAAAAUGACUCCUGGGCCUCUGAGAACUUCUGGCUUGACCCUUCUGUGAAAGGCGAAUCAGAGACCAAGGAAGAGGAAGAUAGACUUCGGAAAUCCCUGGACAGGUUCUAUGAAAUGUUUGGCCAUCCAAAGUCAGGCUCCGGGAAUACACUCUCUACAUCUGUCUGCCAGUGCCUGUCUCAGAAAAUCACUGAACUAAGGGACCAGGAGAGCCAAAAGUAUGCCCUCCGUAGUUUUCAAAUGGCCCGGGUCAUCUUCAACCGGGAUGGCUGCUCCAUCUUACAGAGGCAUUCCAGGAACACCCACUUCUACCCACUGGGGGAAGGAAGUAUGUCUCUGGAUGAUGAAAAGCCAACUCCAGGGCUUUCAAAAGAUAUUGUUCAUUUUCUCUUGCAGCAGAAUGUGAUGAAAGACCCAUAACUGGUGCGUCAUGUUGAAAGCAGUCAGAAUUGGAGGUGUAGUGCUGUGGCCUGCACUGUUGGUGGGCUCCCCAGACCUGCUCUGGUCUCUAACCAGUUCUGUGUACCUAACCCUCAGCUAAGUGCUUUGCAGUUAAAGGCUGGCAUCUAUCACCUGGCAUGGCAGCCAGUCAGCCCAUAUGGAGAGCCAGCAGGCCUGAGAAUUUUCUAUUGCCAUAGUCACCCUACCCCUUGGGCAAGGCCAUUGACUGACAAGUUAGGAGUCAAAAGACCAGCUUCCCUCAAGGAAGGACAUGCUCCAGAGCUCCAUCCCCUUGGGAUCAGGUUGAGGCUGGGACUUCACAUGAAAUCACACCCUUACUCGGUUUUGUCCCUUCCCCCAUCCUCCUUCUCCCAUUCACUUACUGGUGUCUCUGGGGGCCUUUCCUUAAUAAACCUCUUAUAUCUGAA